GCGACAUUCAGAGAGGAGAUGGCGGCCAGAGGGGGGUUUCAGACAGCACCGACGGGAGGUGGUGGUGGAGCAAUGGGACCUGGACCACCGGUACCGGGCGCAGGACCAGGAAUGGGCCCCGGGACUCCUUCUGGAAGGAUGGGACCGUCGUCGGCCGCGCAGAACCACAUGUACCGCUCCCCGAUGCCCGGGCCUGGGUACCCGAGACCGGGCAUGCCUCCAUCCAGCCGUAUGACCCCACAGGGACCAGCCAUGGGCCCCCCAGGAUACGGCAACAGCCCGGUGUCUCGCCCUGUGAUGCCUGGUGUGAUGGACCCGUCUCGCAAGAGGCCGGCCCCCCAACAGAUUCAGCAGGUGCAGCAGCAGAACCGCAACCAGCACACAAAGAAGAAGAAGAUGGCUGAUAAAAUUCUACCUCAGAGGAUCAGGGAACUGGUCCCAGAGUCUCAGGCUUACAUGGAUCUGCUGGCUUUUGAGAGGAAGCUGGACCAGACCAUCAUGCGCAAGAGGCUGGAUAUUCAGGAGGCCCUCAAAAGGCCCAUUAAGCAAAAGAGAAAACUGCGGAUCUUCAUAUCAAACACCUUCAACCCUGCAAAGCCAGAUGCUGAGGAUGGAGAAGGCACAGUUGCAUCAUGGGAGUUGCGUGUUGAGGGGCGUCUGCUGGAAGAUACGGCCGUGUCCAAAUAUGAAGCCACCAAACAGAAGCGAAAGUUCUCCUCUUUUUUCAAGUCUCUGGUGAUCGAGUUGGACAAGGACCUGUAUGGUCCAGAUAAUCACCUUGUAGAGUGGCACAGGACUGCCACCACCCAGGAGACUGAUGGUUUCCAGGUGAAGAGGCCUGGUGAUGUGGGUGUUCGCUGCACCGUCCUGCUCAUGCUCGACUACCAGCCCCCUCAGUUCAAGCUGGACCCCCGGCUGGCUCGUAUGCUGGGUAUCCACACCCAGACCAGACCUGUCAUCAUUCAGGCCCUGUGGCAGUACGUCAAGACCCACAAGCUCCAAGACCCUCAUGAGCGAGAGUUCAUCAACUGUGACAAAUACCUGCAGCAGAUCUUUGAGACUCAGCGAAUGAAGUUCUCUGAGAUCCCGCAGCGCUUGCAUGCACUCCUGAUGCCCCCAGAGCCCAUCAUCAUCAACCAUGUGAUCAGUGUGGACCCUAAUGACCAAAAGAAGACUGCUUGCUAUGACAUUGACGUGGAGGUGGAUGACACUCUGAAGACCCAGAUGAACUCCUUCCUGCUCUCCACAGCCAGUCAGCAGGAGAUAGCAGGGCUGGACAAUAAGAUCCAUGAAACCAUUGAGACCAUUAACCAGCUGAAGACCCAGAGAGAGUUCAUGUUGAGUUUUGCCAGAGAUCCUCAGGGUUUUAUCAACGACUGGCUGCAGUCCCAGUGCAGAGACCUCAAGACCAUGACAGAUGUGGUAGGAAACCCAGAAGAAGAGCGAAGAGCAGAGUUUUACUACCAGCCAUGGGCUCAAGAGGCCGUCUGUCGCUACUUCUACUCCAAGGUCCAGCAGAGGCGACAGGAGCUGGAGCAGGCGCUCGGCAUCAGGAACACCUAAAGAAAUUUGUCCACAGGCGGCAAAUAAGGAGGCAUGCUGUGCUGUCGGAGACUGUGUGUGUGUGUGUGUGUGUGUGUGUGUGUGUGUGUGUGUGCGUGUGCGUGUGCGCGUGCGCGCGUGUGUGUGUGCGCGUGUGUGUGAUGUUCAAAGUGAAUAUCUCACAGAGUUUACUGACAAACUUAGAGAGACAUAGAUACUAGAUGGCUUUACCGUUAUAUAGGAUGUCCUUUUUUUUCUUUUAUUUUCACCCUGCAGUUUGACGAUUACUGCAGUUUGAUUGCUACUUCCAAUUUUUUGUCUUUGUUUUUUCUCCUCACUGCAGAGCUCCUCGAGCACAGUGUGUUUUCUCUUGCAUGUCUAAGCCUUACCUGCAAGCAUUCCUUUCAUUUUGAUACAUUGUGCCCACACAAAAGUACAGAUUGUACACAAAUGAAAAGCAGAGGGCAGAUUGUGCCUGGCAACUUUUAAUGUAUUUUGUCCCUGAACCUAAAAAUAUCUUAAAUCAGUUGGAAUGUGUUGAUUCUGCCUUGGCUCUUUGUUCCACUCUUGGGAAAGUAAAUUUACAUUUUACACUCCUAACCCGGCCUCCGUAUGCUUGCCCAUUCAGUUAGAUAUUGAUUGUGUUUGUAAUCAAUCAGGCUACUUUGCUUCACAUUGGCUGUCCAUGUGUCACAUUGUCUUACGUUCUCAUUGGUUAUUUUUGACAGUUUGUGCCACAGUCUGUUGUACGAGAGAUGUUAAAAAGCUCAGUCAUGGCAGAAUAUACAUCUUUUGUAGAAGUUGUUUUUCCUUUCCUUUUUUCUUAUUAUCAAUGAUCCUUGUUUUAAAAAUAUGUAUUAUAUCAGUACUUGUCUUGUUAGCUAGUACAGAUUAUCAAGGAAGUAGCUAGUAUGAGUACCUCUAGUCUAUAUAGUUUUGUAAAUACUGAGCAGAAAAAACUGAAGAUGGAUGUGAAGUAAAACUGUAUCUCUUAUUCCGGCAGAUGUUUUUCUUAACUCUUUGUCUAUGCUCAGAUAGUUGAACGAGUAUUUAUAUUAUUAAUCGGCCCUCGUUGUCAGAGCACAGUGGUUUCGCUCUCCACGACAUUAAGACGGCAGUCACGUUUGACGAACCCCGGUUCUGCGGGACAAAAUGUUACACAGCAUUCAUGUCGCCUGCGGGCUGGGAGAAGUCCGACCUUCUCGCUUUUAGUUUUGUGUUAAUUAUGUGCAGAGAAGCCAUAAACACUUGAACAAGCUGAGUCACACUUCUGGCCAAGCAGAUCUGAAGAGUCGUAGCUUCUUUGUUUCCUGGCUGAAGACCUGACACCUGUUGAGUUUAAUGGUUGUUUCCCUGUUGAAGGUAAAGAUGAGUGUCCUUGCUGAAACUUUUGUGUGUGUGCAUUUCAUUAAUGAAUUCCAAGAAUACACUAACUUGGGUUUGGGCGGGUUCGUGAUUUGAAACAAAUGGUGGGAACCUCUGGGGUAUAAAACACAACACUGGGGGACUGUAGUAUUAUUUGAAUCUGCAGACUUUUUUCAUGGACCAAACCUAUUUUUCUGUAUGUUCUUAUUAUGUUAUAAUAAAGGAUAUGUAAAAUGUA
Molecule: messenger RNA, 3145 nt
Organism: Chelmon rostratus (copperband butterflyfish)
Lineage: Eukaryota; Metazoa; Chordata; Actinopteri; Chaetodontiformes; Chaetodontidae
Gene: smarcd1
Product: SWI/SNF related, matrix associated, actin dependent regulator of chromatin, subfamily d, member 1
Exons: 13
Coding region: 19-1563 (514 amino acids)
Biological process (GO): regulation of transcription by RNA polymerase II
Cellular component (GO): SWI/SNF complex; nucleus
Source: RefSeq, a predicted model, not a curated record